CCAAAGGCUCUACAGUUUUUCACACGUACAAAACAACAACGCAAAUGUACAUGUUUUACAGAGGUUGGGGGAUUUAUCAAAAUUGUUUCUAGGGUUUCAGAAUUAGUGAAUUCGAAUGGCGUUGCUACGUAAAUUUUUACAUAAGAAGCCGCCCGAUGGACUUGUUUAUGUCUAUGAAAGCCUAUACGUCUUUGACUCCUGUUUCAGAAUUAAAACUUGGGAACAAGAAGAGUACAAAGCCUAUGUGGGCAACAUCAUAAGCCAAUUUCAAGAAACUUACCCUGAAUCUUCAGUCAUGAUUUUCAAUUUUCGUGAGGGAGAUACAGCAAGCAAGAUCCACCAAUUUUUAUCAGAAUACUUUAUUACUAUAAUGGACUACCCUUGGCACUAUGAAGGUUGCCCAUUGCUCUCAGUGGAGGUGAUACACCAUUUUCUUAAAUCAAGUGAAAGCUGGCUCUCACUUGGACAACAUAACAUUUUGCUAAUGCACUGUGAGGUUGGUGGUUGGCCAGUUUUGGCUUUCAUGUCGGCUGCUCUUCUACUUUACAGAAAACAAUACACUGCUGCAAAUAGGGCCCUGGAGAUGGUUUAUAAGCAGGCCCCAUCUGGUGUGUCUUCACAGUUGUUGUCACCAUUGAAUUCGUUGGCUUCUCAGUUGAGGUACUUACAGUUUGUGUUAAAGAGGAAUGCUGAUGAGCAAUGGCCUCCAGCAAAAAAACCACUCACAUUAGUUUGUGUGGUGAUGAGAAUGAUUCCUGAUUUUGAUGGAAAAGGGGGUUGUUGUCCUAUAUUUAGAAUUUAUGGGCGUGAUCCUUUGUUACAUGUUGAAAAAAGCUCUAAACUUCUUUUUUCAACCCCAAGGAGGAGUAAAAAUGUCUGCUCAUACAAUCAGGCGGAAAGUGAAGUGGUCAAAAUUGAUAUUAAUUGCCAUAUUCAAGGUGACGUUGUGCUGGAGUGUCUUAACUUGCAUGAUGAUGACAUGGCAAAGGAAGAUAUUAUGUAUCGUGCCAUGUUCAACACAGCGUUCAUCAAGUCAAAUACUUUAGUGCUUAAUCGUAAUGAAAUCGAUGUAUCUUGGCACAUUAAGGAUCAAUUUUCUAAAGACUUUAAAGUUGAGCUUCUUUUCUCGGAAAUGAACGCUACAGCUUCUACGGUUCCAGUAGAUUUGUCUUGUUUCGAAGAAGAGGGGCUACCAAUGGAAGCAUUUGCAAAGGUUCAAGAUAUGUUUAGUAGUGUGGAUUGGCUUGUACCUAAAAGUGAUGCGGCUUUGAAUAGGCUACAUAAUAUGGCUUUAUCUGAUAUUGUUAAUGAAAUGUUGGGGAUUCAAAGCAUUGAAUCUAGCAAUCUACUUCAAACACUUCCCAAAAAGAAUCAAGGCAAAGAAGGAACUCAAGUAUCUCAUACAAAGUCAAAGAGUUCAUUUCUUGGUGAUGAGAAGACCUCAUCUGGUAUUUUGGGGCCGAGAAGUGUUUCGCUUCCUAGACACUUACCAUCAUCAAAACAGUUACAAGCAUCAUUGGAUGGUGGUGCAAAAGCUUUUUCAUCUUUUAAAUCCAUGUCACCUCAUAUAAUCUUGACAUGUACACAUCCUUUUGUUUCUGACAAACUCGAGGCAUGUUUGCAUGAUGGUGGGGCAUCUUCUUUGCCUCCUUUUGUCCCAGCGUCCAGCCCACCACCUGGGCCGCCUCAACCGCCCCCAUCUGCUCCUCCAAAGAGUGAUGGAGGUGACAAACCUCCACCUGCACCACCACCAGCACCACCACCACCAGUGCAACCCCCACCGAAAUCAAACCCAGCCCCGCCGCCACCACCACCACGUAAAUCAGGUCCACCACCACCACCUCCUCCAGUUAAUGGAAACAAAGAAGGUGGUGCAGGUCCACCAUCUCCACCACCAGCUUCAAUAGGAGGCGGUGUAACUGCUCCAUCUCCACCGCCUCCUAUAAAUAAACCGCGUGUUUUAUCAAGGACAUCUGCUGUGAAAACUCAACCAGCAAAAAGGAUGAAGCCUUUACAUUGGUUAAAAAUAAAUAGAGUAGGACAAGGAAGCUUGUGGGCUGAAUCAGAAAAAUCUGGUGAAGCAGCAAGGGCACCAGAGAUUGAUAUGUCUGAACUUGAAACACUCUUCUCAGCAUCAAAUCCAAAUUCUGACAAGGCCACAAAAGCAAAAUCCAAAGCAGCUAAUAAACCUGAAAGAGUACAACUGAUUGAUCAUAGGCGGGCAUAUAACUGUGAAAUCAUGCUUUCAAAGGUGAAAUCACCAUUGCAUGAAUUGAUGGAACAUGUCCUUAAUUUGGAUGAAUCAGCAAUGGAUGUUGAUCAGGUGGAUAAGCUUAUAAAGUUUUGUCCUACAAAGGAGGAGAUGGAACUACUUAAGGGCUAUAAAGGAGAACAUGGAAUGUUGGGCAAAUGUGAACAGUUCUUCUUAGAGCUAAUGAAAGUUCCGCGUUCAGAAGCGAAGCUGAUUGUUUUUUCAUAUAAGAUACAGUUUAGUACACAGAUUUCAGAACUUAGCGAUAGCCUAAACGUUGUAUAUUUAUCAGUAGAACAGAUUAGGAGUUCUGUAAAGUUGAGGAGAGUCAUGCAGACAAUUCUUUCCCUUGGUAAUGCUUUGAACCAGGGAACUACAAGAGGUGCUGCUGUUGGGUUCAGAUUGGACAGCCUCUUAAAACUUAAUGAAACACGUGCCAGGAGCAAUAAAAUGACUCUCAUGCAUUAUCUUUGUAAGGUGCUUGCAGACAAACUGCCUGAACUUUUAGAUUUUUGCAAGGAACUUGGCAGCUUGGAACCUGCAUCAAAGAUACAACUAAAAAUCUUGGCAGAAGGUAUGCAAGCGAUUACAGAAGGACUAGAGAAAGUAGUCCAAGAAAAGAAAUUGUGUAAAAAAGAUGGACAUGGGUCUAAAAAAUUUCGGAAGUGUCUGAAAAAGUUUCUUGCUUCUGUGGAACCUGACGUGAGGUCCCUUGCCGCACUUUACUCUGGGGUGGGUAAAAGUGUGGAUGCUUUAAUUAUUUACUUUGGAGAAGACCCUGCCAAAUGCCCAUAUGAAAGAAUUGUUGAAACUUUGCUUAAGUUUGUGACAAUGUUUAAUCACGCCCAUGAUGAAAACUGCAAGCGGAUAGAGGCCCAUAAGAAGGCGGCACAGAAAGCAGCCGAACAAGAAAGAAGAAAGGCAGAAGAAAAAGAAAAGUCAAAAGUACAAAAUCAUUCCAAAAUGGAGUCAGAACUGAUAAGAAAUAAAACCCCUGUAGAAAGUGCCAAAUAAUUUUUUUUUUCUUAUCUAUAUAAUUAAAAAAUUGUGGAAAAAUAGAAGUGGUUUCUGGUUGCAGCAGCCAGUGCAUGUGUUCCAGCCUUCUUUGCUGAAAAAAAUGGUAAUGAUCUGGUGUUGUUUGAUAGAGAAGGGUUCCCAUGGUUAAUUUCUGCAAUGUAAAAUUGUAUAAUACCCAUAGUUUUUUUGCUGCAACUGAUAGUGCUGGAAACUCACCAGAAAGCGAAGAGAAAUGGGUGUGAGUAAUUUUUUGCAGUUGGCAUCUUGUAAAUGUAUAGGAACCUUAGCGUUGCAGCUGAGACAUUAAGAUGUAGAAAAUUUGUAAUAGUUUAGUUUGAUAGCAUCCUAGAUCUCACCAAUUUUGUAGAAAAUUACAGUUAAAUCUAAAUAGAUUUUGUAGCU
Molecule: messenger RNA, 3670 nt
Organism: Lactuca sativa (garden lettuce)
Lineage: Eukaryota; Viridiplantae; Streptophyta; Magnoliopsida; Asterales; Asteraceae
Product: formin-like protein 18
Source: RefSeq, a predicted model, not a curated record